This is a messenger RNA of Harpegnathos saltator (Jerdon's jumping ant), 3059 nucleotides long. RefSeq names its product sodium- and chloride-dependent transporter XTRP3. The record is from RefSeq and is a predicted model, not a curated record. The transcript is spliced from 12 exons. Lineage: Eukaryota; Metazoa; Arthropoda; Insecta; Hymenoptera; Formicidae. Gene Ontology annotation, biological process: nitrogen compound transport; amino acid import across plasma membrane; sodium ion transmembrane transport. Gene Ontology annotation, molecular function: amino acid:sodium symporter activity; glycine transmembrane transporter activity. Bases 1 to 2112 code for a protein of 703 amino acids. Gene Ontology annotation, cellular component: plasma membrane.
AUGGUAGUCAGGUCCGAGGCCGCGAGAAAUGGGCACGAGUUGGCUCCCUUGAACGACGACCGCCAAACCGGGCAGAACGUAACGAUCGUGACAGGAAAUCAGAAUGCCGCUAACAACCAGCAGGAGGCGAAGGAGGAGAACAGGGCAGCAUGGAGCGGCAAAAUGCAAUUCUUUCUCAGUAUUAUCGGAUACAGCGUGGGUCUGGGAAAUAUCUGGAGGUUUCCUUACCUGUGCCAACAGAACGGAGGUGGUGCCUUUCUUAUCCCUUUCUUCGUGAUGCUCAUAUUGGAGGGUGUGCCCCUCUUUUUGAUCGAGCUGGGCCUCGGACAACGUAUGCGACAGGGUGCUCUGGGCGUUUGGAAUACUAUACACCCUUGGUUGGGCGGCAUAGGAAUUGCGUCGUGUAUAGUCACUUUUUUCGUUGCGCUUUACUACAACGUCAUCAUUACCUGGUGCUUUUACUACCUCUUCAACUCGUUAAGGGCUGUUACUGUCAAUUUCGGCCAAUUACUGCCGUGGGCAAAGUGCCCAGAAGUGAAUGGGAAGCCGAUCGAGGAGUGCGUCAAAAGCUCGGAGACCGCGUAUUUCUGGUACAGGACUACCUUGGACGCGGCGCCAUCGAUCGAUGACGGCCAGGGUCUCAAAUGGUGGAUAGUACUUUGCCUCUUGCUCAGCUGGGUCGUCGUGUUCUUCAUCGUCAUGAAGGGGAUACAGUCGUCCGGCAAAGUGGUGUAUUUCACGUCCAUGUUUCCGUACGUUGUAUUGACCAUCUUCUUCAUCCGUGGCAUAACGUUGAGGGGCGCGAGCGCAGGACUGGCGCACAUGUACACUCCCAAGGUCGAGAAACUGUUGGAGCCUACGGUCUGGCUUGACGCGGCGACCCAGGUCUUCUAUAGCUUCGGGCUGGCGUUCGGCUCCCUGAUCGCGUUUGGCAGCUACAACACACCCGACAACAACUGCGUGAGAGACGUGAUCCUGGUGAGCGUGUGCAACGCGUUUACUGCCAUUUACGCGAGCGUUGUCAUUUUCGCCAUUUUGGGGUUCAAGGCAAUGUCAAACGUGGACAAGUGCGUCGUCAGCGCGAGGGAUAUUCUGCUGGACAAUGGGUUCUUAUCUCGCGACAAUUUGACUUCCUUCAAUUUCGAAAACUACAAAUUCUUUAUGAGCACCUUCAACUCCUCGGCCAUAAACGUCACGAUGAAGCCGUGCAGUCUUAGCGAAGAGUUGGACAAUGCCGCCGAGGGCACCGGACUGGCUUUUAUCGUGUUUACACAAGCCAUCGUUGAGUUACCGGGAGCGCCAUUCUGGUCUUGCAUCUUUUUCAUGAUGCUUCUCGCUCUUGGCUUAGGCUCUCAAAUCGGAAUACUCGAAGGCAUGCUGUGUGUGAUCUUCGACAUAGAUCUCUUCAAAAGAAUAAAGAAACAAUAUAUGACAGGGGUCGUCUGUACGAUAUGUUUCUUCGUGGGGCUCAUCUUCUGUACCGGCGCGGGCGAGUACUGGCUGAAGAUGUUCGAUAGCUUCGCCGGCACCAUCGGUCUCGUCAUGGUGGCCCUCAUGGAGAUGAUCUCUGUAAUUUUCGUGUACGGCCAUGAGAAAUUCACGAAGGAUAUAGAGGAGAUGACAGGACACAGGCCAGGAGUUUACUGGCAAGUCACAUGGCGAUUUCUCGCUCCCAUUAUAAUGGUGUGCAUUCUCGUGUCUAGUGUCGCCUCCAUGUUCAUCAAGAAACCGCAAUAUUCGGCGUGGAAUGCGUCGUUGGGCAUGGCAGUGCCCACGAGUUACCCCGGCUGGGUGUUGGGGAUCGCCGCAGUUAUCAUUUUCGCUGGCAUCGCUCCGAUCCCGAUAGUUUUUCUCCUACGACGAUUCCAGUGUGUGAAACUCGACGUCGAUAUUCAUCAAGGGAGUAUUCGACGUAUCGACACCACAGUAUCUACCAAAGAGAUGAUGGGCGACGUUGACCUUGAUGAAUAUCACGAUCGACUUGAAGAUUUCCCAGAGGAGGAUGAAGAUGUUAAUAGCGACGACGAUAACAAUGCCGCACCGCCGAUGGGUAAAAUCGUCAACAAGGAAAUGCAGGGUAAAGCCUUUAAAAUGGAGGUGAUGAAUUUUUGAAGAACGCAUAAUCUCUGCGACAUCUUCCGUUUAUCCGCCAGUUGUACUGUAACGAGUGUACGCAGGGGUAGAGAGGGGGCAGCUGGGUAUCGACAGUGAUUAUACAUAUAUAAGGACCGAACAACAUGUAUCGAAAUCUGUCGAUAUUGUCGAGUGUCAAGCUCGUACCUUGCUACUGCAUGAAGAUGUAGUAAAUGCAACAUCGAUUGUUAAUUUACGGAUAUUUAUGAAAAAUUAUAUUUUAAUAGAAGAUCACAAUGAGAGACAUCCAUUUACAGAAAAAUUAAUUGUAUACAAUUAUCUAAAAUUAUAUCCAUGAUGAUGACCCAUAUAUGAAAUUUGUCUUUGUAUAAAAAAGAAUUCUAUUGAAUAAGAAAAGCAUAGUUUUAUCGAUCAAGAUUCGAAUUACGAAUUACGGGCUGUUACGAAUUUCAUCUGUAUCGAUUAUAUUUGUAUAAUAGCGUUCUCUUUGAAUGAAUAUGAAUAUAUAUAAUUACGUGCAAUUAUAUGUCUUCGUAUUAUGUACACAUACGUUGUUUUAUACAAUUACAUAUAUAAUUAUAUGACACACAGCUAUAUAUGCGGUCGUGCAGAGACAAAAUUCAUAUGUGUCAUCAUUUCUUUCCGGAUCAUAGAUAUAGUUAUAAUACAAUAUUAAGAAUAUUUGUAACAUUGCGGACAUUGCAUGUUAUUGAUAAUUUGCGUUUAAUCUUGAUUUAAAGAAUUAUUUAUCGUAGAAGGGAGGAACUCAGCUAGAUUUUCAACGAAAGUUCAUUCAAAGUUUGGUCUUUAUAUGUCUACAGUCAUUGGUGUUGUGGCCGUGGUGUCCUUAUCACAAUGUCAAAAUAUAAAAUGUGCCGACCGGUCUUUCGGUAUACAGGCUGUUUCAGGGUUAUAAGCAAGAAGCCGUCUGACUGCUACUAACACAAAACUCGCGAAAAAAAGAA